Sodiomyces alkalinus F11 is the source of this 636-nucleotide messenger RNA. RefSeq lists its product as hypothetical. The transcript is spliced from 2 exons. The record is from RefSeq and is a predicted model, not a curated record. Bases 106 to 540 code for a protein of 144 amino acids. NCBI's taxonomy places the organism in Eukaryota, Fungi, Ascomycota, Sordariomycetes, Glomerellales, Plectosphaerellaceae.
ACGGGCUUCUUGGGCUUCUUCUAAGCUUGGCCUAUGAAGCUCCGCAGGAGGCUUUGAGAUGGGAAAUUUACAAAGAAGCCCCAGGCCGUCCCUUCACGGGCACGUAUGGCCUUUCUUUCACCGUGGCUUUCAUUCUCUUUUAAUCCAAGCUUGGGACCCCAUCCAAUCUUCUUUCUCUCCCUGUCUUCUUUCGUCCCGGGCUCUGGUUCUCUCUGCGUCUUCUUUUGCUCGUCUGGUUUCGUCAAAUCGCUGGUCGUCUUUCGUUUUCUUCGUUCCCCCAGCUUUUCAGCAUGUUUAUGUUCCGAGAGUGACGUUAUGAGUAUGAGAGACGCUUUUUCUCAAGCCUACACGACAUGGCUCUUUUUGGUUUCCCAGUGUUGUGCACCCCUAUCAGCUUGUCUUGGUGACAAGCCCGGUGACCCAGAGCCUCGCCUCAACCCGUGCCGGCUUUGGCUUCCCAAUGAAACCCCGAUACCGGUCAUCCUCCGAGGCCACAAGUGCCACGACAUCGCGCCGGCCGCAGAUAUCCCCCCCUUCUGAUUUUCGCCAUCUUCAUUCCGAGUCGUUCCAUUUCCCCCAAUACACUCGUCUUGAGCAUGUAUCGCGACGUCCGCCCCUCCCCCCGAAUUUCCGUCC